Molecule: messenger RNA, 10869 nt
Organism: Trichobilharzia regenti
Lineage: Eukaryota; Metazoa; Platyhelminthes; Trematoda; Strigeidida; Schistosomatidae
Source: the annotation of a GenBank genome assembly
UAUCUUCUGUAACACUUUUCUACAGACUUUAUGUAUAAUUUCAUAAAUAUGUGUAUUCCAUACACAAAAAUGUCUCCUUGUGAUUGGUGCGUUCGAUGUCAUCCUCUCAGCGGUAGUUAGUGGUGCUCAAAGCUUGACUGCGCCUCCAUUUCGGUCGAAGUGUGUGGAAAAACUGGGGAAGAGGAACUGCGCUCACCGAUUAAGAAUGCCGUUCUACAGCCCACUCAAUACGAAAUAACAUACGAAAUUUGCCGGGUAGUUAGGAGUUAACAGUAUGACACCAGUAUGGUUCGGUACGAACAUGUAAAUUCAAGUAUUUCUUGAUUAAUAUUUCUCAUUGCUAGAGUUACUUCACAUCUGCUUACGGCAUAACCACAGCCUGAAAUGGAAGCAGAAAUCGGCCCCACAGUUGUUAAAGAAGUUUUGAAGGUUGCCACUAGCCUGAAUUUGUGGAUUCGGAAGGUGACAGAAAUUGUAGUGUACUCGCGCUGCUUAGUGGUCCAGUUUGACUCCGACAUUGAGGCAGCUGGCGCUGUUCAGUGUGAAAAUGGGGCGUUACUGUUCGGUACAAAAGUUUCUGUGAAACACAUGGAAGCUAGCGACUUAAAGGCUCUACGCCGAGCCGGACCACCAAUCGAUCGGUUUCCUUCUCAUUCUCAACGACAUUCGGGAUCCACUUCAGAUCGUGAUCGUGACAAGGAAAGAGGUCGUAUUUCUUCACGUCGUGAUCAAUUCCGUGAUAGGAGUAGAACUCCAGAUACCAAGCGUCCCCGUGAUGUCUCACCUCGUCGACAUUCAAGAUCACCAGUUAAAUCGCGCAAUGAUCGCCGCACGGUUCAUCCACUAAAUUGGUUAUCAGAAGUUGCAGAACGAGAUAAUAAGCUUAAUGGAUCUAGUCUUCUUGGCUCCGCUGCUGUACCAAUUGAGAAGCCUGUUGUUAAAUCACCUCCAUAUCUGGUUGCAAUAAUAACCGUUCAACACUAUCUCGUUCCUUAUGCAGAAAUUAUUGAACAACGUAUCACUAAGACUUUAAAUCCAUCAGGAGGUCCUCCUAUCACGCAUAUUGUUGUCCUGUUGUCUGCUGAUCAUCUUCAACCAUGCUUAGCAGAUCUUACCAAAGACGGUGUUCCAUUUGCAAUUACUUGCACCAUGCCUAACAAGUCUCAUAAUUCGUGCUCAUUGCGUAUUCUCUACACACCAACUCAACAUGAACAUCGCAAUAUGCCUUUGGACGGUGCUAUGUCAUUACUUCAUCGAGAAUAUACUGCAUAUAUGACGAAGAUUACGAGUGAGGAAAAAACUGAUCCUCCAGAAGAUGCCAAUUUCCUGCCCCCUAGUCGACACUUAGCAUCCCUUCUCCGUAUGUUGGCUGAUUCUCGUGUCCUAAGUAUCGGAGAGUUGGACGAAAUCUCUGCCUUUGUCCUAGAACGAAAGCGUCGUCUAGAAGGUCAUCAAACUGCUGUUGCCAGCAAUGAGAAUACAGCUGAGCUCAAAUCAAGAAUUUUAAGCAUGCUCUAUCCUCAGCCUGCUACGUCUACUGCACCUGCAGUCACUUCUUCCGCCGUAUCAGCUAAUAUUACUCCUCAAACAUCAACAAUAACAACCACAAGUAUUGGGAAUAAAUUGGCUGAAAAUUUAAGUAAUCCUGUUGUGCAGAAAGCUAUAGACACGUUAAUGUCAUAUCCCACAAAUUCUGCUUCUUGUGAUUCAAAUCAGAAAACAUCUGGUACCACAGAUAUACAGGGUGUACCAUCAAAGAACACUCUCCGAAACAAUAUGAAAAUGCAAUCUUCAACAGCCACUGGUCCAUAUCCACCGAAUAUGAAGCAAAACAGUUGGACCUAUGAAGACGGUUCUAGUUAUCGUUCUGGUAGACCACUUAUGCCGAAUGAAUUCGAUCAGAGCAUACCGUAUGGACAGCAUACAAGGCCGAAUGCUGCAUACAUGUCACAUGAGUACCCUGGUGAAGAAUCAAGAAAGGGUCCCGGUUUUACUGAUUCCAGAGGUCUAAGAGGUGCAUAUAGUUCUGAAUACGAAAUUCAAGGUAAAGUACCAGAAUCAAAUGGUGAAUGUGCAGAAGAAACUUAUCCUGGUUGGCCUAGACAGAGACGAAAUAAACGAGGUGGUAAAGUGGCACCAGCUGAUUCAUAUCAGUAUCUUGAUCCGAAAAACUAUGCACAUCAGAGUGUUGAUCAACCAACUCAACAGCCUGCUGAUCUCAUGUCCACUGAAGUUUACCCACUCGGUAAUGUUGCAGAGGCAUAUAAUUAUUCGCAAGCUCCCUCGUUGCUCGGUCCAGGUGUCCGUGGAAGAUCUCAAAGAAUGACUGGCGGCAAUUCAGCCUAUAACAAUUACAAUUAUCAAGCAUUUGGACCACAACAACCGAAUAGUAUGAAUCCUUAUCAGCAGCAGCAGCAACAAUCUUAUGGUUAUACUAACCCAUCUUCAUUUUAUUAGCAUUUCUACGUUCAUUUCCCAUGAUUACAUCAGUUUUCCAUAAAUAUUAUGUCCAGGAGUACAGCUGUGCUUCUGGUCACUGUUUCUCAUCUCUUGCGCAGACUGUUCUGAAAAAGAAAAAAAUAUAGGUGACCUUUAUGAAUUUGUGGUUUUUUUUCCUAAUUGAUAAAAGGAUUCCUUGUAUAAAGUGUUUGUUUUCAUCAUCCUGUGCUGUUGAUUAAAAUCAUUUUCAACCUAAAAAAAAUAAUUUAUUCGCAAUAAAAAUUUGUUUUGUUAUAUUCAAAAUGUGUUCAGAUGAAACAUACUGUAGAAGUGAAUUUCUCUUCCUAUGCACUUAUCAUCCCGCUGCAUUAUAACUGACAACUGACUCAGUACAGUCAUAGUUCGUCUUCAGUGUUCUGCUAUGAAAAGUUGGAUAGCAUUAUUAAUAUGACUUUUGUACUCAUCUCGGGACCUUAUUAUUAUUAUUUACUUUUUAGGGGGUAUGUUUUAUUAAUUGGUCUCUACUGUCUACAUGGUUCAAUAUUACUACUACUUUCUUUAUGAUAGUUUACCUUUGUAAUGUUUCUUUCGUUUGCUGUAAACAUUUCUAUUGUCAUUGUUCAAAGUACUUGUGAAAGCAGAAAAAGAAAUAUUGUCUAACUUGAAGAAACUUAAAAUGCCUUCAUGGAUAACUAACUCCUUCAAUCUCAGGAUACAGUGUUGUUUUUACUACUACGUUUGAGUGUCUCUAAACAAAAGCCCUCGAGUAAACUCUAUUAUCUUGAGGAAAUAAGGUGUUGUAACACUUUCAAGUGAACACUGAAAGCUGUUGGUUGAGGUUGUUGCCUACUGUUAACGGCCCAGGAAUAACCAAAGCUAAUCAUUAUUUAACUAGUCUUUCUGUGGAGCAACAUUUAAGCGGCUUUUCAUUUGGAAGUUUCUGUUGUAGAAAUGUGGGCGAAACAAUUAGAUUUUGAGCUGUAUAUCACUUGACUACCAUCAUAUAUCAGGAGUUAGCUUAAAUCUUAAUACACAUCUAAUUCUCAAAUCAUUCUCACCGUUUUUUCGAUAUAUAGCAAUCACUGGAAUCCUUGAUAUGGGUUUCGUUCGAGUUAGGAGUGUGUUAGCCGGAUUCUACUUGCAUCUUAGUAAGUGUUCGUAUUGUCUCUGAGUCUAGAACCCUAGCUCCCAUCGUUUCGCAUGUCAAAGUGUUGUUGACUAUAGAAGGAAGCUCGUAAACCCCACCUCUUGACGUGACCACUGAUCAUCAGCUGUCAAUCUCUCAUUAAUUUCACACUUCUUGAGAGUGCGACUUACAAACUUGAUCGCUUGUAUUACAGCCUACUACAUGGAAUUUAUCUGUCCCGGGUAAAUGAGUAUUCUAACAAACUGACUUAGCUGGAAUUCAUGGACCAUUAGAUUGGAUCCCAGUGGCUUCACUUGAAACUCUACGAGCUCUCGCCUUGUGAUGGUAAGUUUGCGCUUCAGUGGUUGCGAACUGUAUAGGAGUCCCAAACUGGGAUGUAACAGCUGUCCAGUACUCCCUAACUGGUUUUCCAAUGGUUCUCUAACCGAAUUCAGUCCAUGGUAUCGAUGUUCAGCCUGUUGUAUUUGGGCUACCGGUAUCACAUUCUGAAAAUUCCAUACUUGUGCCAAAAUGCUGUGUGGAAUCCAGCUAUAACCAAAAAGAAAUGAUGAAAUCUUGAAACUGACUUAGAGUUGUUGGUUGUUAGCGAGCCAUGCAGUCUCCUGAUCUUCUGUACUGCUCUGUGUAUAAUAUGGUUGACUGUUUAAUUAUCGCAUUAUUACUUGUUAAAGAGAUCCUGUGGUAGACUGUACACGAGGGGCAUAGCUUCUGAAAUAAACUACAAGAAGAUUCAUUUUCGGCGAUUCACCUAUCUCCGGGCGUUUUGUUGGAUAUGAUAAAAUGUCUAUAUGGGCCAACUAAUUUUCUUUUACGAGUAAUCCAUUCAGUUUUACAUGAAUUCUAAUGGUGUUGCAAAAUCCAUUUAUUUAUUCUACCUCACGAUAGCAGCAUUCUUUCGAAAAACUCUAUAUUCAAAUACUGUGCAACAGGUGAACACAAUUUUAAAAAAAUGAAUUCUCUUUCUGAUGACCUGUUCUUCAUCUUCAGGUUUUACAGUGUGUAUGUACAAUUUCUAAUAUUACAAAUUCAUGAUGUAUAUGUGCGUAAAUAGAUUAUUGGUUAUAGAAGUGAGGUGAAAACACGUGCAUAUAUGUGAUUAUAUGCAAAGCAAAUGAUCAUGUCUAACACUUAAUAUACUAGUCGUGAGUGUUCGUCCGUGGUUAAUGUUUAAAUUGAGCUUCUGUUAUUUGAUCUGAUUAUAAACUGCUUAUAAAUGAUUGAUAACAUUAAAAACAGUGAUUGGCAACAACGUGUGAGAGGUGAACUAAGAAAAAACACGUAAUAACAAGAGUAAAGCAUGGGAAGGAUUUAACGCAAACAGAAAGCAGGAGAAGAAGACUACACCCGGCAGGUAUGGUGUAAUACAGUAUCUAUGGAUUUUUCGAUACUUCGGCAAACCAGGGUAGAAACAAGGGCUGAACUUGUUUCUUGUGUACACAAAAUUGUGGCUAUUUUAAUUGGACUGCUGACUUCUGAUGUUUGGAGUAUUCGACACCUGGUGGCGUUCAACAGUUAUCUUAUGAAAGCUAGAACUUCGAGUGAAAAUAAACAAGUUCGGCUUACUAUUGUUACCUUGGCAAGCUGUGAAGUGUAUAUCAACACAUAGACGCGUCAUAGGUGUCACACUUAAAAAGUGUGACUUAUCCAACAAUUUCAAUUCUAGCAGUGAGAGAAUAUCUCCAAAUUAAGCGUGAAAUUUAAUGGCUUAUUGAUAUCUUGCUCAUUUGAAGCUUCAGUCCUUAGUGUGAGUGUACAGUGUGGCGGAGUCUCUUUCGAACUCAGACAAAACAGACGUCCAGUAUUCUUUAGUGCGUAUUGAUUCUCUAACUAAAAUUAAUUCGUAAUGAAAUUCAUCCUGAAUUCCCACUCUCAUCAUCUAUCCAAAGGUAUACCGAAUUUCGAAACACUGUAGAAGCAGAGAAGUACAGAUCUGUGGAAAUAUUUCUGACCUAACAAGUCUUCGAUUGAAGUUUAAUCCAGUAAUUACUUUACUCUAAAUGCUAUGAUUGAGCGAGUGAGAUUGCAGUCGAUUAUGAUAAUGGCUUGUAUGAUUAUCUAACCCGGUAACCUGACUGACUGUUCAAGGAUUCUGCUUUUAUACAAAUCCUCAAUGGUAAUGAUAGUUUUCUACAAACUCAACAAUUAUCCGUGAUUACUUGUAGAAUAUACAUUCCUAUAUAAGGAGUUUAAUGAAAACUAGUUAGUGUAUGGAAUACGUUACCUUUUCACAAUGCCUCACUACUUCCUUUUUGUCAAAGAUUGCACAACCUCUUGGCGCGAAGUGAAAUUUUAUUCUGGGAUACUCAUUGUAGCUGGAAUGACUGUUUUCUUUUUGGAAGGGAUGCUUACACAUGGGUUUCACGAAUUAGCUAACUCAUGUCUAUCGAAUUAGCACCACACUUAUUUGCCAACCCACUUUGUUUUAUACUAACAGUCUUGUGUCAAGCCUAUUCUGUAAAGGUAGCUUUAUGUUGUCGUUUGUAUAAAUUCAUUUUGCAUAAAUCUUUGAUUUAUGUCGAUGGUUCAAGUGUGGAAUGUCCACCAGUCAUGCAUCUAUUUCCUGGCUUACCCACUUUUAAACCUCGCCUAGUUUACUAGCUGAUAGUCAUCCAGGAGAGGAAAGAGGGUUAGGUGUGUUUAUCUGGCAACCCUCACCUUGUAAAAACAAUAGCAUUGCUAAAAACUCAGGACCAUAUUUUCCACUCGGAACGCUAGGCGAAGGAGGAAGAAAGUGUCCUUUGAUAAUGCCUUCUCUAAAUAUUGUGUAACGUCCACUGUUUACAGUGGUCGCGCAAAAAUAAUUACGUACCGUGUGGUCCGGCGUAUAAAGUAUAUUCGGUAAGUCAGGAGAACUAACUAUCUCAAGGAAAACCUCAUGGUUAUCUCGUUAAAUUCGAAGUCGAUCUGUAGAUCUCGGGACUAUCUGAAUUGAUAUCUAGAAUUGGUUGAGACUCGGGAUAAGUAGUUUUGUCACAAUAAAACCAAAAUGAAUGAAACUUCUCGUAGGUUUAUUGCGUAAGAUGUAGUCGUGAAUUUUCCAGCUAUACCAAUGGAUAAACAUUGACAGAUUUCUCGUGAAACUGAUAAAGAUCGGCUUGGACAAUGGAAAACAUUUUCCACUUAUUCAAAUUUUAGAUAAAAAAUUGCGUAAUAUAGAAAGCGUUAAUGGUUUAGGAAGUAAAAUAUGAUUAAAUAUGCAAGUUCGGUGACGUAAUCCAAAUGACGGGGUUGAGUAGAGCUCAACUGAAGUCAAGAUUGAAUAAAAGUCAAGUUUACAACAGUGGUGAUAAAGGGUAGGGAUUUCAUAAGGCUUGGGGGAAUAAAAUCUACAAUUCAGAAGAAAAAAAUUAUGUAUUUGGUUUUUAAGGUAGAUCAGAUCCACUGUAGAUUUAACGACUGAACAAACUUCUUUUGUAUGCAGAGUUCAGGUUUUGAUCUGUGAAUUGUCAUUGCUUCAGCGGUUUGAAGAAGUUUAAUUACUACGCUUUUAUCAAGAUUUCCACGUAUUCUGUAGACGACUUUGAAAUGUGCUACCUCGGUAUCCCGUGAGAAUCUUGCUAAAUGAGUACUAAUCAAACUUCAGAAGCAAUCGAGAUUCACUUGUUAAAACCUGAAGUCUGCUUACAAAAAAAGUUUGUUCAGUCAUCUGCUGUGAAUUUCUACAUUGGAUCUGACGUAUCUUAGCACCAAAUACGUAAUUUUUGUUUCGUCUAUUUCUUGCUUGUUUGCUUCUCAAUUGUAUAAUAUCUCUACAACACAUUAGGAAAACGUAGUUUAUCUGGAACGUGUAAUGUAAUGUAUAUGCGCAACGCAUUUCGGACAUUCUGAUCACAUACGUACUUGUCACAUACAGUUAUACAGAAUUCUUGAAUCAUUGCAAUACAGGUCAGGGUCACAAAUAUUGGGCGGGGAGAUGACGCAAAGGUGUGGGUAAGAAAGAAAAAACAAAGAGGUAGGGUGGGGGGUGAAAAUAUCAUGGAGUAAAUUGAACCUUGAUUCUAAAUUGGAUUAUUGAAGCAGGUUUAAAGUAGUAGCAAAUAACUUUUCGACACACAACACAGGUUUGAGUUUUUUGUUGGCCAAGGUUUCAACGAAUUUGCUUAGGUGACCCAACCUUGUUUUAUAUAUGAGCUUGAAGGCAUUGUUGAAAGCAACCUCAUAACCCGUCUCUAUGAUGUGCCCCGCUAUAGUUAGUAUUCGAUAUCUAUUUCCGGAAUCAUCUGUAUCUGGCGAUUUUAUUUUUUUGUUGCAGCCACUUUGGACUUUUGUUCAAUCUUAGUUUUAGUUGAGCUCUACUCAGCCCCGUCAAUUAGAUUACGUCACCCACCUAGGUUAUUUAAUCUUAUUCUAGUUUCUAAUCUGAUACACUCUUUAUAUUAAGUAAUUUGUCAUCUAAAAUUCUAUACUUACUGCAUUCCUGAUUUCAAACUUAACUUAUAUAACAGUAGAAUUCUUCAAAUGAGAAGUCAGUAAGUUCAUCUCUGGUAGCAUGAAUGCUUUUUUGUCAGUUUCAGUUUAUUACCAAAUAUAGUUGUCCUAAUAAUGAUUCUAUAUAAAAAUAUUUUUAUGUUUUAUUCUACGCUAUUCUUUAUACAGUCGUGUAUAUUAAAGACCAACGGAUCCAUAUGGUUAUUUUUUGUUAUUUUUUACGUUCCCAGUAGGACAUAGGGCUCCAAACUAGAGGCUUAAAGUUUCUGUAGCGCUGGUAAUUAUUUUUACAGGAUAGGGUUGCUAGCCUCAUGUCCAACCUUCCCUCCUUACUAGUCUUAUUACUGCCUUAGCGAGGUGAAAGAGUGUUUCAUCGGCCUGGGAUCGAACCCCGCACCAUAUGUUGGGUCGGCAAGCACUAUACUGCUGUACCGCCGGCGCACGCAUUUAGUUAUACUUCUUCAUUAUCUUAAGGGGCCAAAAAGUCGCAUUAAAUCUUUGACUAAUGAUUUGAUUAGAUACGCAGGUGGUGGUUCUCCAGGUGCUUUAUGCUCAUAGUGCCGUAACUGAAUGCCUGCUAAAUUUGGGCUAUCGAUGUCACGUGCUGAAAAUCCCACACUUGUAUAAAAAAUACUGUGUGGAGUAAAAGUGCAAUAGAAAUAAGUGCAGUGUCGGCAAACUAUGCACGUGGUUCAGGGUUCGAAUCCCAGGCGGGUGGGCGUGGAGCUUGCAACCCUACCCCGUAAAAAAUAAAAGUCACUGCUAUUGAAACUUCAAAGCUAAAGCCUGAAGCCCUAUUUUCCACUCGGAACGCAUAGGAUUAGCAACAAAAUAUUUUUUACAAGGUUUACGUUGUAUUUGGGUAAUGUAUACAAAAUCAGCUAGUUCGAUAGGCUAUGAAAAUAUUUGGAUAGCGGAGCGAGAUUAUUAUUACUGUUCCCUUGCGUCCCUAGUGGAACAUAGGGCUUCAACUGCACGUCUCCAUUUGCUUCUGUCUUCUGCUGUACUUUUCGCCUGCAUCCAUGUCAGUCCAUAUUCUUUCAACUCCUCUUCACACGAUAUCCUCCAUGUCACCCCUGGAGGUCUCACUCGCCGCUUCCCUUUCGGGUUCCACUCGAGGGCUUGACGCGCGAUGUCACCCGGUGGCCUCCUCAGCGAGUGUCCAAUCCAUCUCCACUUUCUUCUGCAUAUUUGUUGGUUGGCGAUUGGUUCUUGUUUUGUUUUUUCCCGUGGUUUCUUGUUGGUGAUACUUUCCGGCCCGGCCAUCUGAUCUUCAGUAUAGAGCCAGCGAAGACAGUUGUUGAUAAAUGUCUGCAACAGGCUGUUGGAAAUAUUCUUCGUGACCCACCUGCCAAAUUUCUGAUCCGUAUAGGAGAACUGACUGACUUGACGUUUGUAUUGAAAAUCCGACUGAAUUUUGUUGUUGAUGCUGAGUGACGAAGAUUUCCAGAUUGUUUGUUUCAGGUUGAUGAAUGUGUUUCUCGCCUUCCCAAUUCUCUCUCGAUUUGACAUCCUCGUCCGUUCCUACUGCCUGUAGUUGAGACAAUGCUCCCUAGAUAAGUGAAUGAAGUAACUUCUUUCAAAUCCCUCCCGUUGAUGGUGAUUGACGUUGGAUGUUGUUGCUGUUGUUGGUUGGUUAUUUUCAUCACCUCCGUCUUAUCUUUGUUUACCUGGAUUCCUGUCUUUGCUGCUCUUCUUAGACCAGUUUGUCGGUUUUCGCUUGUAGGUCUUCGAUUGUGUGUGACAUCAAACAUAAAUCAUCCACGCGCGAAAUCCAGGUCUACUAGGUUCUUCACGUCGGUCCAGGAUAUCUCUGUCUUCUCGUUUCCCACUGUCUGACGCAUAAUCCAGUCAGUCCACCACAAUUAGGAAUAUCAUUGGUGAUAAUAAGCACCCUUGUCUGAUUUCUGUGUUUACUUGGCGUCAAUAGGAGCAUGAUUCCUCGCCAGUUCUUGCAGAGUCCUAAGUCGCUCUUCUUUGGUAGUUUCACGAGGUAACCUUUCGUCCACGCAGUAGGCACCUUUCCCUCCCUCCAGACCUGUUGCAAUAAUGGAGUCAGCAUGUUUGCUGUAGUCUCUGGGUCCGCUUUCAGUGCUUCAGGGGGUAUUCCAUCUGGUCCGGCUGCUUUUCCAGCUUUAAGAAGCUUGAUUGCAUUCAAGACUUCAGAUUUCGCUGGAGGAUUGGUGUCGACUUGCAGUUGUGUACGCGCUGUUGUUGGUAUUUCUGGACGGGUUGCAGGUGGUGGUCGCUUCAAGAGUCCUUUGAAGUGAUCCGCCCAUUGUUUAAUCUGUCUUUCUUCCUUGGUAAUUGGGUUCCCUUGGCUGUCUUUUAUAGGUUUCACUUGUGUUGAUCUCUUCCCGGAUAGAGAUUUGGUUAUCUGAUAUAAUGUCCUCAGGUCCCUUUUUCCUGCUGCCUUCUCAGCUUCAGUGGCAUGGUUGUCGUAGAAUCGUCUUUUGUCCUUCCUAGCACUCUUCCUGACUUCUUUGUCCAGUGCUGUGUAAGUUGAACUCAGCGUCUCCUUCUCUUGUCCAUCUUUGCAUUGAAUCAUUUUCUCUUUCACCAUUCUCCUCUCCUCUAUUAGCCUCCAAGUGUCUGUUGAGAGCCAUUCCUUGUCUUGUCUCUUCUUUCUUCCUAGAACCGUUGAACACGUUUCGUUGAGAAUCGCCUUCAGAGACUUCCAGUGGUCCUCCACACAUGAUUCUUCAGUGAUGUCACGUAGUGCUUCCUGCUGUGCUCUGACAGUUGCAGUGAAAGUGUCCUUUGUGGUUGUGUCCUUCAGUUUUUGAGUGUCGAACUUACAUUGUGGCCUAUCCCCAGCUAUCCUCGAGGCUUUUAGUUUCACCUUGAAAGUCCCU